Messenger RNA from Anguilla anguilla (European eel), 1803 nucleotides. It is a transcript of the gene mtnr1ab, whose product is annotated as melatonin receptor 1A b. Gene Ontology annotation, cellular component: membrane. Bases 267 to 1319 code for a protein of 350 amino acids. Gene Ontology annotation, biological process: G protein-coupled receptor signaling pathway. Lineage: Eukaryota; Metazoa; Chordata; Actinopteri; Anguilliformes; Anguillidae. Gene Ontology annotation, molecular function: melatonin receptor activity. The record is from RefSeq and is a predicted model, not a curated record. The transcript is spliced from 2 exons.
CUGUGAGCACCGACCAAUCAUGACAUGGAUGGAAGAGCUCAAGUUGUCACAUACCAACAAUGUGAUGGGUAGAUACUAUGCAAUAAAAGUGUAGACACGUGCAUUUUGGGGGAAAAAAAAGUUAUCGGAUGACAGAAGUAGCUACACAAUGGAGAGGAAGAAACACACGGAACAUUACAGCUACUUUGCAACCAGAAACUACAACACCUAUGGAGACAGAACCUGUUAUUUAUAUUGCUGAAUGAGAAAGUAGGGGCUAAGAUACAAUGAGAAUAAAUGGAAGUCAUCUGAACAAUUCUUCGCUGGGCACAAAUGAGCUAAAUCUGAGUCGUCCGCCGUGGGUUGCUACGACUUUGGGAAGCUUUCUGAUAUUUACAAUUGUGGUUGACAUCUUGGGCAACCUUUUGGUUAUUUUUUCCGUUUAUAGAAACAAAAAACUCAGGAAUGCAGGGAACGUGUUUGUUGUGAGUCUCGCUGUGGCGGACCUCGUGGUGGCCAUUUAUCCAUAUCCCCUGGUUCUCACGUCCAUCUUUCACAACGGGUGGAGCCUGGGGAAUGCGCACUGCCAGGUCAGCGGCUUCCUCAUGGGGCUCAGCGUCAUCGGGUCGAUAUUCAACAUCACCGGCAUCGCCAUCAACCGCUACUGCUACAUCUGCCACAGCCUCAAGUACGACAAGCUGUACAGUGACAAGAACUCUCUGUGCUACGUGGUCCUGAUCUGGGUGCUGACCGUGGUGGCCAUCGUGCCCAACCUGUUCGUGGGGUCGCUGCGGUACGACCCCCGCGUGUACUCCUGCACCUUCGCGCAGUCCGCCAGCUCGGCCUACACCAUCGCCGUGGUCUUCUUCCACUUCAUCCUGCCCAUCCUCAUCGUCACCUACUGCUACCUGCGGAUCUGGAUCCUGGUCAUCCAGGUGAGGCGGAGGGUGAAGCCGGACGUGCGGCCCAAGCUAACGCCGCACGACGUGCGAAACUUCGUCACCAUGUUCGUGGUGUUCGUCCUCUUCGCCGUGUGCUGGGGGCCCCUCAAUUUCAUUGGCCUGGCCGUGGCCGUCAAUCCAGGUAUGGUCACGCCCCUCAUACCCGAGUGGCUCUUCGUCUCGAGCUACUUCAUGGCCUAUUUCAACAGCUGCCUGAACGCCAUCGUCUACGGGCUCCUCAACCAGAACUUCAGGAGAGAGUACAAGAGAAUAAUCGUCUCCCUUUGCACCGCCCGGCUCUUUUCCACCGACAGCUCCAACGAAGCGGUGGAACGGAUCAAAAGCAAGCCGUCGCCGCUAAUGACAAAUAACAACCGGGUCAAAGUUGACUCCGUGUGAGUGCACGGUUACAGGCAUUCCCAACAUUCAGAGAGACAGAAAAAAAACAUACCAAAUAUUAUUAUUAUAAACAGCUUCCAGUUUUAGGACCAUCUGGGGAUUCCAAUACACAAUGACACCAACAGGACAGAUGUGCUGUACUACAAAUUCAGUUUAUUUCCAAAGUGCAUUACUGUUAUGACCCGUUUCUCAUCUGCAUCUGCAGUACCAGGAUGGUGUCAAUAUGUUUAUUUUAAGCAAAUGAAAAUGAGUUCGUGUAAACCCUGAUUGUCAGUUUAGCGAGGAAAUGGCACUAAGUUUACAAAUAUAAAAUCCAGCACACUCUAACCUUAAAUGAUGAAACAGAAACAGAUAUGUUUGUUUGUUGCAGAGGUUGAUUAUUUAAAUGUUAUUUUGAAAUUUGAAUCCUUCCCAGAAAUUUUUUUGUUGUUGCCUGUUUUACCUUGCUUAAUACCCAUUCCUGUCCUUAAUAAUUUGUUUUGUU